AUGGCUACGCGUCGUCCAUGGCGCCAGCUCCUCGACCUCUCCGCCCUGAGCUUCCCUUCUUCCAUCUCCGACGCCACCUCCCGCAUAGCCCAAAACGUUUCCCAUUUUUUCUCCAACUAUACCCUCAUCGUUCUCAUCAUCCUCUUCCUCAGCCUCAUUUACCACCCUUUCUCGAUGAUUGUGUUCUUGAUUGUUUUCGCUGGAUGGUACUUCCUCUACUUCUCGCGCGAUGAACCUGUCAGUGUCUUCAACUUGGCAGUGUUGGACGAUCGAGCCGUGGCCAUUGGGCUUGGUAUAAUCACUGUGGUGGCUUUGAUUCUGACCCAUGUAUGGCUUAAUGUAUUCGUAUCGCUAGUGAUUGGGAUUGCGCUGGUCUGUCUGCACGCGGCUUUUAGAGGUACCGAAGAUCUUGUUAUGGAUGAUCAGGAAUCUCCGUAUGGACCUAUGCUUUCUGGUGGUACGGCUGGACCCUAUGCCCCUGUAUAA
Neltuma alba is the source of this 486-nucleotide messenger RNA. Its product is annotated as PRA1 family protein D-like. The transcript has a single exon. Bases 1 to 486 code for a protein of 161 amino acids. Gene Ontology annotation, biological process: vesicle-mediated transport. The record is from RefSeq and is a predicted model, not a curated record. Gene Ontology annotation, cellular component: endoplasmic reticulum; Golgi apparatus. Lineage: Eukaryota; Viridiplantae; Streptophyta; Magnoliopsida; Fabales; Fabaceae.